Messenger RNA from Triticum dicoccoides, 4638 nucleotides. RefSeq lists its product as uncharacterized. NCBI's taxonomy places the organism in Eukaryota, Viridiplantae, Streptophyta, Magnoliopsida, Poales, Poaceae. The coding region runs from base 1 to 4638 and encodes 1545 amino acids. Gene Ontology annotation, molecular function: DNA binding; ADP binding. The record is from RefSeq and is a predicted model, not a curated record. The transcript has 5 exons.
AUGGAGGCCGCGAUUGCAUGGCUGGUGCAGACCAUCCUUGCAACCCUCCUGAUGGACAAGAUGGAGGAGUGGAUUCACCAAGUCGGGUUUGGCGACGACGUCGAGAGGCUCCAGUCUGAGGUCGAGAGAGUUGACAUGGCGGUAGCUGCUGUGAAGGGGAGGGCGGCCGGAAACAGGCCGCUCUACCGGGCUCUCACUCGUGUCAAGGAACUGCUCUACGACGCCGACGAGGUGGUCGACGAGCUCGACUACUACAGGCUCCAACAGCAGGUGCAAGGAGAAGAAGAUACACCUACUGCCGGGCUGCCUGCAGAUCCAAGGCUGCUAGUUCCUUCCAACUUUGCUGUCCAACGAGGUACGUCACUACUUCCUGUACUUGCAAGGAACAACGCCGAAUGUAUGCACGGUGCAGACAGGGUCGAUGAGAUAUCAAGGGGCGAUGCUGACACACCGAGUAACAUUGUUGGCAAAUUGCGGUCCGUCGUAUGGGAACACUUUACGAUCACAGAAAAAGAUAAUGGAAAACCGCUCAAAGCAGUAUGUAGACACUGUGGCAAUGAGUUUAAGUGUGAUACAAAGACCAACGGUACAUCGUCUAUGAAAAAACAUUUGGAGAACGAGCAUGCCGUGACCUUUACCAAGAAACCUCCUAGAGGGCGUCCACCAAACCCUUCAAGCACUAGUGAGCCUAUCUUAAUCGGCAACUCGUCCAGGACAAAAGGAAAGAGACGAUGGUCCAAGGCAUGGCAACUUUUUGAUAUCAUAGAAGAAGAAAACGGAGAGCCUAUCAAAGCAAUAUGUAAAUAUUGUCCAACAAAGAUCAAGUGUGGACCAAUGUGUGGGACAGCUGGUAUGCUCAACCAUAACAAGAUUUGUAAGAACAAACCUGGACCAUAUGACCAGUCACCAAACCCAUCAAGCACGGGUGAUGCUACUGCACAUGUGAAGCCUUCAUCUAGCAGAAAAAGGAGGAGACCCGAAUCAACACAAAUGACCGCGCCUAACACCGCGACUGGUUGGGACAAGGUCGAGAUAUCCAAUAGGAUACAAAACAUAACUAGUGAGCUACAAGGCAUCCAACUGGAAGUGCCUAAGGCUUUCUAUCCAUGUGGAUCAAGCUUAUCUUCAAAUUCAGAUCACCACCAGAGUACAAUCUCAGAUCAGCGCCUAAAGACAUCAAGUCUUGUUCAAAAGAAAGUGUAUGGGAGAGAUGUAGAAAAGAACUCCAUCGUGAAGUUGGUGAGGGCAAAAAACAAAUCUCACGGUGUAACUAUUUUGCCUAUUGUAGGGAUUGCGGGCGUUGGAAAGACAACUCUCGCUCAACUUGUAUACAAUGAUCCAUAUAGUGAAAGUCAAUUUGAUCACAAGAUAUGGGUUUGGGUGUCUCACAACUUUGAUGGCAUGAGGCUCACAAGAGAAAUGUUGACCUCUGUUUCUCAACAAAGGCAUGAAGGAAUAGACUGCUUUGUGAAGCUUCAGGAGAUCUUAAAAAGUCAUAUCAAAUCAAAGAGGGUUUUACUAAUUUUAGAUGACGUCUGGGAUGACAAGGAUGAUUGCCGCUUGAACCAACUAAUGGCUCCUUUUAAGAAUGAUAGUGAUAAUGGCAAUGUGAUUCUUGUGACAACUAGAAAACUUUCUGCUGCAAAAAUGAUUGGAACAACGGAGCCAAUUAAGUUAGGUGCUUUAGAAAAGGAUGACCUCUGGUUAUUGUUCAAAUCAUGUGCAUUUGGUGAUGAAAACUAUGACUGUCUUGGAAAUAUUAGCACAAUUGGACGACAAAUAGCAGAGAAGUUAGAAGGCAACCCGUUGGUAGCAGUAACUACAGGGGCACUAUUAAGAGGUCAUCUUACCGUUGAUCAUUGGAGUAACAUUCUCAAGAAAGAAAGUUGGAAAUCACUGGGACUCAAUGGAGGCAUCAUGCCUGCUUUGAAGCUUAGUUAUGAUGAGUUGCCACACCAUUUACAACAAUGUCUCUCACAUUGUUCUAUAUUUCCCAAAAAAUAUAGGUUUCUUGGUAAGGAUUUAGUCUAUAUUUGGAUUUCUCAGGGAUUCGUGGAUCGCACCCAUUUAAGUGAGAGAUUGGAGGAGGCAGGAUUGGAAUAUUUGAAUGAUUUGAUGAGCCUGGGAUUCUUUCAGCAAGUUGAAGACCAGCAGGAUGAAGAUGGGGAUGAGGAUGAGGAAGAAGAAUCCUCUCUAGGCAGUCAAAUUUGUUGUGUUUUGGCAAAUCCUUUGCAUCUACGUUAUCUAAAACUUGAGUUGCACGGGGUUGUGCCACAAGUUUUGAGUAAGUCCUUUCAUCUUCAAGUAUUAGAUGUUGGCUCAGACAUGAAUACUUCUGUACCCAAUGGCAUGCAUAAUCUUGUCAGCCUGCGCCAUCUUAUUGCACGCAACAGAGUGCCCUCUUCAAUUGCUAGCAUUGGCAUCAUGGCAUCUCUUCAGGAGCUACAUGAUUUUGAGGUUCGAAAUGCUAGCGGCUUUGAGAUAACACAACUCCAAUCCAUGAACGAGCUUGUACAACUUGGGGUGUCUCAACUUGAUAAUGUUAAAACUCGGGAUGACGCUUAUAGGGCAGGACUAAGAAACAAAGAACACUUAGAAGAGCUUCAUUUGUCCUGGAAGUAUGCACUGUUAGAAAAUGAAUAUAGCAGUGAAAAGGCAAGAGAAGUUCUUGAGGGUCUUGAACCACAUAUGGGUUUAAAGCAUCUACAAAUAUCUAAGUAUAAUGGUACUACUUCACCAACUUGGCUUGCCAACAAAAUCUCGGUUACCUCCUUGCAGACACUUCAUCUUGAUGAUUGUCGUGGAUGGAGAAUACUUCCAUCUCUGGGAAGUCUUCCAUUUCUUACAAAGCUGAAGUUGAGCACCAUGUGUGAAGUAAUAGAAGUAUUACUUCCUUCACUAGAGGACUUGGUACUAAUUAACAUGCCAAAGUUAGAGAGAUGCUCAAGCACUUCUGUGGAGGGUUUGAGCUCUAACUUGAGGGUGCUGCAGAUCGAGCAUUGCAAAGCACUAACGUCAUUUGAUCUGCUUGAGAAUAAUGAUAAAUUCAAAAUCGAGCAGAGCUCGUGGUUGGCUGGUCUUAGGAAAUUAAUUUUGUAUGAUUGCCCUCGUUUGAAAGUGUUGAACCCUCUUCCACCUUCAACAACAUGUUCCGAGUUACUCAUCAGUGGAGUUUCAAUACUUCCGAGUAUGAAGGGAUCAUCAAGUGAUAAUUUACGUAUUGGGCUCAUUAAUGAGUCUAUAAUCUAUGGCAGUAUUGAUGGAUACGCUGAUGAGUCGAGGAUAAUGGAUGACAAAAUUUUUGCGUUCCAUAAUCUUAGAAACCUCAAAUCGAUGGUGAUAUUUGGUUGCCAAAAUUUAAGGUCAUUUUCAUUUGAAGAUUUUAGUCAUCUCAGCUCUUUAAAGAAUUUGGAAAUAUCAAUGUGCAAGGAACUUUUCUCUUCAGAUGUGAUGCCAGAGCAUACCCUUCAAAAUGUGGCAACCACGAAAUGCAGGGCCUUCCCAUCUCUUGAAAGUCUCAGUAUUAGGUCAUGUGGAAUAACAGGGAAGUGGGUAUCUUUGAUGCUCCAACAUGCGUGGAUCCUUGAGGAAUUGAGUUUGGAAGAUUGCCUACACACAACAAUAAUACAAUUGCCGACGGAAGAGGAAGAAAACAGUCUAUCAGAUCUUAUCUCAGCCAGGGAGGACUCAUCAUCAGGAGAUCAAGACACAUUGACCUGGUUAGCUCGAGAUAGACUCUUGCACAUUCCAUCAAAUAUCACCUCCUCUCUCAAGUGGUUAACCAUUUGGAAGUGCCGUGGUGUAACAUUUAAUGGGAGUGAGAAAGGUUUCUCCAGAUUUACCUCCCUUAAGGAGCUACAAAUUAGGGGAUGCCCCGAGCUAGUCUUGCAUUUGGUGGAUAAAGAUGGAACUUAUUACUGCACGAACGGAAGAUGGUUCCUCCCAUCAUCACUUGAGGUACUGGGCAUCGACAACUAUUUCCAAGAAAAGCUUCAACCCUGCUUUCUGAAUGAUCUCACCAGCCUUAAAAGGUUAUCCGUCUCGUCCAGGCCAUGGUUGAAAUCUCUACAGCUGCACUCAUGCACAGCACUAGAAGAGUUGAAAGUCAUUCAGUGUGAAUCGCUCACGACACUAGAGGGCUUGCAAUUCCUUGGCACCCUCAGGCAUUUGACAGUAUACGACUGCCCUGGCAUGUCUACCUGUUUGAAGAGCCUUUCAUGGCGCUACGGGCUAUGCUCUCGGCUGGAAACGCUCGGAAUUGGUGAUCCAUCAGUCCUUACCACAUCAUUCUGCAAGCUCCUCACAUCGCUGCAAUGCCUAAAAUUAUAUCAUUUUGGGUGGGAAGUAACGAGGCUAACCGAUAACCAAGAGAUAGCCCUUGUGUUCCUCAAGUCCCUGCAAGAGCUCCACUUUUUGUGCUGUUAUGAUCUAGUAGAUCUUCCUGCGGGGCUGCACAACCUUCCUUCCCUCAAGAAGUUGAAAAUAGACACUUGUCCGCGCGUCUCAAGGCUGCCGAAAACAGGUCUCCCACUUCCGCUGGAAGAACUGGAAAUCGAGUUUUGCAGCAAGAAGCUGGCUGAUCAAUGCAGGCUGCUAGAAACAAGCAAGCUAAAAGUCAAAAUUAGUCUAUGCUCUUGA